Messenger RNA from Amborella trichopoda, 1277 nucleotides. Its product is annotated as GATA transcription factor 4. The record is from RefSeq and is a predicted model, not a curated record. Lineage: Eukaryota; Viridiplantae; Streptophyta; Magnoliopsida; Amborellales; Amborellaceae. Gene Ontology annotation, biological process: positive regulation of DNA-templated transcription; cell differentiation. Gene Ontology annotation, cellular component: nucleus. Gene Ontology annotation, molecular function: sequence-specific DNA binding; zinc ion binding.
CUCUCUCUCUCUUGGAUACCUCGCUGUAUUUCAGCUGCAACUCUCUCUCUCUCUUGGAUACCUCGCUGUAUUUCAGCUGCAACUCUCUCUCUCUCUCUAGAGAAAGGCAAGAUUUUGUAUGGAAAUGGAAGCCCCAUUUCUGUAUGGUCUUCCCUCUCCUGAUUUCUUUCACAUAGAUGACCUCCUGGACUUCUCAAAUGAUCAAUUUUCAGGUGAACAAACAGUGGGUAACUUUGAAAUGGUUACUUCUUCUUCUCCUUCAAUGGCAAUGGCUGAGAGUGCAAGAAAUAACAGUAAUGGGUCAUGGGAGGAUGGGGAGAGUUGCCCUACUCUCACACCUGAGAUUUGUGUACCAAGUGAGGACCUAGCAGAGCUGGAAUGGCUGUCAACUUUCGUAGAGGAAUCCUUCUCCCUGCCAUCCUUGCCGGAAUCCAGUGACCCCCUUGCAGGAAAACCCAAUUCAAGGCCAGAGCCCUCCCUUCCAAGUAGGGCUCGAAGCAAACGUUCGAGGAUCGCAUCCACUUGGGCCUCCCGGAUCAUGACAGUCUCUUCUCCCUCUCCAGAUUCAGAAUUCCCUGUGUCUUUAAAAUCCGUGACUGGAACCAAGCCUAGCAAGAGGACAUCAUUUUCCGGCGAGUUUUCCGGGAGGAAGUGCACGCAUUGCUUGACUGAGAAGACUCCUCAGUGGAGGUGUGGACCCAUGGGGCCCAAGACCCUGUGUAAUGCUUGCGGGGUCCGCUAUAAGUCUGGGAGACUGGUACCGGAGUACCGACCCGCCGCAAGCCCGACUUUUGUACUCACUCAGCAUUCGAAUUCGCAUCGAAAAGUGAUGGAGCUUCGAAGACAGAAGGAGUUGAGGGAAGGAGAGAUGUUCAUCCAUGAGAGGCAAGAUUUCAAGGUUUUCUGAUUUGAUACAUGGUAAUUGUGAGCCUGGCUCGUGCUAAAGACCAUGUUCUCUAUGGGGGAUCACCAAAUAUCGUCACAAUUAUUGGAAGGACUGAUUUUAUCAAAAAAAAAAAACUUUAUACAUUUAGUUGGGUGGACCCUCUAAUUUAAUGGAGUAGCAACACCCCUUUUGUGAGUUAGGGCUUUAGGAGGUUAUAGGGGGUGUAUUGUUACUUGCAAGUUGCAACAUUUCCUUGAUUUAAAUUUAUUUUUUCAAAAGGAAGUUAAGCUUUGGAGGUGAUCUUGAAAUGAGAGUCCUCCCCUCAUUAAUAGUAGUAGUAAGGACUUCAAUAAUGAUAACAAGUUGUAACAAUAAAUUACUAUUACUUGCA